UCUACAGACCCUAUCAAACUUCUACAGACCCUAUCAAACCUCUACAAACCUCUACAGACCCUAUUAAAACUCUACAAACCUCUACAGACCCUAUCAAAACUCUACAGACCCUAUCAAACUUCUACAGAGUUUAUCAAACCUCUACAAACGUCUACAGACCCUAUCAAACCUCUACACACCCUAUCAAACCUCUACACACCCUAUCAAACCUCUACAAACCUCAACAGACCCUAUCAAAACUCUACAAACCUCUACAAACCUCUACAGACCCUAUCAAACCUCUACAAACCUCUACAGACCCUAUCAAAGCUCUACAAACCUCUACAGACCCUAUCAAAGCUCUACACACCCUAUCAAACCUAUACAAACAUCUACAGACCCUAUAAAAACACUACACAGCCUAUGAAACCUCUACAAACCUCUACAGAGCCUAUCAAAACUCUACACACCCUAUCAAACCUCUACAGACCCUGUCAAACCUCUACAGAGCCUAUCAAACCUUUACAAACCUAUACAGACCCUAUCAAACCUCUACAGACCCUAGUAAACCUCUACACACACUAGCAAACCUCUACAGACCAUAUCAAACCUCUACGACACUAUCAAACCUCUACAAACCUCUACAGACCCUAUCAAAACUCUACAGACCGUAUAAAAACUCUACAGACCCUAUCAAACUUCUACAAACCUCUACAGACCCUAUCAAACCUCUACACACCCUAUCAAACCUAUACAAACCUCUACAGACCCUAUCAAAACUCUACAGACCUGAUCAAAACUCUACAGACCCUAUCAAACCUCUACAAACCCUAUCAAAACUCUACACACCCUAUCAAACCUCUACAAACCUUUAGAGAUGCUAUCAAAACUCUACAGAACCUAUCAAACCUCUAUAGACCCUAUAAAACCUCUACAGACCUUAUCAAACCUCUACAAACCUCUACAGACCAUAUCAAACCUCUACAGACACUAUCAAACCGCUACAAAGCUCUACAGACCCUAUAAAACUCUACAGACCCUAUCAAACCUCUAGAAACGUAUACAGAGCCUUUCAAACCUCUACAAACCUCUACAGCCCCUAUCAAAACUCUACAAAUCUCUACAGACCCUAUCAAAACUCUACAGACCCUAUCAAACCUCUACAGACCCUAACAAACCUCUACAGACCCUAUCAAACCUCUACAAACCUCUACAGACCCUAUUAAAACUCUACAGACCCUAUCAAACCUCUACAAACCUCUACAGACCCUAUAAAAACUCUACAGACCCUAUCAAACUUCUACAGAGUUUAUCAAACCUCUACAAACGUCUACAGACCCUAUCAAACCUCUACACACCCUAUCAAACCUCUCCACACCCUAUCAAACCUCUACAAACCUCAACAGACCCUAUAAAAACUCUACAAACCUCUACAGAACCUAUCAAACCUCUACAAACCUCUACAGACCCUAUAAAACCUCUACAGACCCUAUCAAACCUCUACAAACCUCUACAGAUCCUAUUAAACCUCUACAGACCCUAUCAAACCUCUACACACCCUAUCAAACCUAUACAAACCUCUACAGACCCUAUCAAACCUCUACAAACCUCAUCAGACCCAAACAAACCUAUACAGACCCUAUAAAAACUCUACACAGCCUAUGAAACCUCUACAAACCUCUACAGAGCCUAUCAAAACUCUACACACCCUAUCAAACCUCUACAUACCCUAUCAAACCUCUACAGACCCUGUCAAACCUCUACAGACCCUAUCAAACCUUUACAAACCUAUACAGACCCUAUCAAACCUCUACAGACCCUAGUAAACCUCUACACACACUAGCAAACCUCUACAGACCAUAUCAAACCUCUACGACACUAUCAAACCUCUACAAACCUCUACAGACCCUAUCAAAACUCUACAGACCGUAUAAAAACUCUACAGACCCUAUCAAACUUCUACAAACCUCUACAGACCCUAUCAAACCUCUACACACCCUAUCAAACUGUGAGGAAGUGACCUGGCCCUGUUGACACACACACACACACACACACACCUCAACGUACCUCAUUCUUCCUCCGUAAAUCCCUGCUGAGGCGAUGUGGGUGCACACGCACGCUAUUAGCAUACUGGACUUUCAUACACACAAACAUAUCCACUCCGUUUCACCCCCUGACAGUAAUUCACGCUGCGCAUGACAACACAAACACACAUACAUAUAUUUGAGUUAAUGGUUUACGGUGUUUUGCUUAAUUUUUCUUUGUUUCAUGUCUUAAAUACACACCGGUGGUUUGUGCUUGGUAUUGUCUGUGUAGUGGGUUCUUCGUGCGGCGUUUCCCCCAUAGGCCGGCCAAACCUGGGCGCCACCCCGGUGGCCUGGCUAUAUACUGCCAGAAUUGGCGCGAAGCAACCGGAAAUAGACUAGUCUACUGUGUGUCCCAUGGGAAAAUCGCGAAAUGUUUUUAUAUUUACGUUAUGUCUAUCUGCUAUUAUGGUGUAUAAUGCUUUAUUUCAUAGUGUAAAGAUAUAUAUAAUGUAGUAGAUGAUAUCUUAAAUGUAUGAUAUGCUUCCAUUAUUGUAAAAUAUGUGCCUACCCUGCACCUUCCUUGCUAGUUGGUUUAAUCCAAAGAGGGGCAGGGCUUAGAGUUUAAAAGAGAUCCCCAAACCACUGUGGGUGUGGGUUGUUUAGUAGGUUGGUUGUUGUUUUUUUGAGUGAGCGUGCAACUGUGGUGCCGUGAGCAAGAUUUGUUAGAGGUUAAACUAUUGUAUAUAGAGCUAAAGUGUUUGUUUGUUUAUUUGUUUAUUUGUUUGUAACUUUGUAUAUAGCUUUGGGUUUUUUUUUCCCCCCGUACUGGAUCACCUCUUGAGCACUGUAAAUAAAUCAUCACCUUGCACUAUAACAUCUCGGCGAGUAUUGCCAUCAUUCUGGGGGUAUUCUGGAGUCUGGGAAACCACUGCCUCACAUUUGGUGUCAGAAGUGGGAUGGCUACUCGCAAGACGGUGGCGAGAGGUAGGAAGCUGAGGACAGGGCUUCGCUCCCAGACCAAAGCUAUGGCUGAGAAGGAUGUUGCCUGGGACACGGUCGACUCUACUGAGGAGGAGAGAGAGGAUGAUCUCCCGACGGUUCUUCCCAAGUUCACACCGCCCCAAGACAAACUCGUCUCUUCUGCUGCAUCCGGAGGUGGGAUGGUAGCUGUGAUGCGGGACUUCCUUGACGCACAAGAGCAGAGAGAGAAACGCUAUCUUCUGGAGCUACAGAAUCUACGUGAGUCCAUCUUGCAAGCGGUCCGUCCAUCCGAAGAGACAAGCGAUGCCGGCAGUCCACUGAUGGACCUCCCAACGCCGGGCCCUCGCAGAGGUACAGCUCACCAGAGAGACAGGACCUCUGUGUCAGACUCACCAACAGUCCUGGGACCCAGCAACCAGCCAACGCUACGAACAGAGCCGAAGUUACCAGUCUUCCAGCAGGGGGAAGACAUUGAGAACUUCUUGCGUCAGUUCGAGCGUCUUGCUAGAACCUGGAGGUGGCCAGAGAAUGAGUGGAGUUAUCGUCUUGUUCCACUGUUAACCGGGCCAGCGCUAGAGGCUUACCUGGCUAUGGAUGAGGACAGAGCAGAGAACUACGCCGACCUAAAGGAGGCUCUGCUGGAGAAAUUCAACAUCUCUCCAGAGACCUACCGUCAGCGGUUCCGUGCUGCUUCUACUCCAGCUGGGGAAUCACCAACUGAGACCUACCAUCGGUUGCGGAACUUGUACCGUCAUUGGGUGAGGCCUGAGCUGCAUACAAAGGAGGAAAUCGGUGAGACGAUUGUCUUAGAACAGCUACUCCGUGUUCUUCCACAUGAGAUCAGAGUGUGGGUGAAGGAACAUGAGCCCAACACUGGACUUGAUGCUGGAAAACUGGCUCAGCAGUACAUCAAUGCUCACCGUGGGAGUCAGCGCUCUCAACCCAUGAAAGGUAACUUUAAAAAUGCUCCCAGUGGCUUUGAGGAACCUCAGGGUGGCUUAAACGUAACUCAUGGACAGAAAGUAGCUCCUGAAAAAAGACUUGUCUGUUUUUAUUGUCAACAACCAGGCCACAAAGCGACAGUGUGUCCAGUUCGUAAAUCCAAACUAACUGGCUUUUGCUAUGUUCCAAGAGGACAUUGAGGAGGACAAUGCACGUAGGACACAAUAUGUUCAAGUGACUGUAAAUGGACAAUGUUUAAAUGCUCUGUUGGACACUGGUAGCUCGGUAUCAUUACUUAAAAGAAGUCAUAUGCCACAUGUUCCAUUUGUUAAGCUGGUCACUGUACAAUGUGUU
Molecule: messenger RNA, 4283 nt
Organism: Pangasianodon hypophthalmus (striped catfish)
Lineage: Eukaryota; Metazoa; Chordata; Actinopteri; Siluriformes; Pangasiidae
Exons: 1
Coding region: 2963-4129 (388 amino acids)
Molecular function (GO): zinc ion binding; nucleic acid binding
Source: RefSeq, a predicted model, not a curated record